UUCAUCACUUCUCAGUCGUUAUCGGCAGUGCACAGUCACACACACGAGAGAGAGAGAGAGAGAGAAUGGCGGACCCUCAGAACCAGAAGCCAUGGAAGGUCGAGUACGCCAAGUCUUCACGAUCGUCAUGCAAAACCUGCAGAAACCCCAUUGAAAAAGAGAACCUCCGCUUCGGCAAAAUGGUCCAGGCCAAACAAUUCGACGGCUUCAUGCCCAUGUGGAACCAUGCUAGUUGCAUAAUGAAGAAGGCGAAGCAGAUAAAAUCAACUGAUGAUGUUGAAGGCCUCGAGCUCCUCCGGUGGGAAGAUCAGAAGAAAAUUAGAGAUUAUGUACAAAGUGGUGGAUCUGGUGGACCCUCGGAUACAACAACUACAAGCAAGGCCAGUGCUACAGAAAGUGGUAUUGAAGUUUCGCAAACUUCUCGGGCUACUUGCAGGCUCUGCAGCCAAAAGAUUUUAAAAGGGGAGGUCCGUAUAUCAACCAAGCCUGAAGGUCAAGGAGCUAGGGGCUUGGCAUGGCACCAUGCCAAGUGUUUCAUGGAAUCAUCACCAUCUACCCAAGUGGAGAAGCUGUCUGGAUGGGAGACCAUCCCAGUUUCUGAUCAGGCAGCUGUGUCUGCCUUAGUUAAGGAUGGCAAAGAAGUUAAAGAGAUCCUGCCACAGUCAACUUCUAAAGCUGGCACUAAACGAAGAAAAGAUGGGGAUGGUGAUCAGAAGUCAAAAGUUUCUAAGUCGGAAGGUGACGUGUCAACAAGCAGGGAUGUGUCUGUGAGUAAUGCUACUGAUAUGGAGAGCAAAAUGGAGGCACAAACUAAAGAGCUGUGGGCUCUGAAAGAUGAUCUCAAAAAGCAUGUGACAACUGUAGAGCUGCGUAAAAUGCUUGAAGCCAAUGCUCAAGAUUCAACAGGAUCAGAGCUUGAUUUGCGUGAGCGCUGCGCUGAUGGAAUGAUGUUUGGAGCACUUAGUACCUGCCCACUCUGUUCCGAUCAUCUUCACUAUUCUGGAGCCAUGUACAGGUGCCAUGGGUUCCUGACUGCAUGGAGCAAGUGUUCUUACUCUACUCAAGAAACUGAACGUCGUAAAGGGAAGUGGAAAAUCCCAGAAGAUACAGAUAAUCAAUUUCUGCAGAAGUGGUUUAAAUCACAGAAGGUUAGCAAACCUACACGAAUACUGCCACCGCCAUCAUCUAACAAUCCUGGAGGUCAAGCUUUCAAUGGCCAAUCUCAGUCUGGUGCAAGCUUGGGGGAUUUGAAAGUUUCUUUUCGUGGAUUACCAAAAGAAUCCAUGGAAAAGUGGAAUAAAGAUAUAGAGGGUGUAGCUGGGUCCGUUCAUGCUAAGAUAAAAAAAGAUACUAAUUGCUUGGUUGUGGGUGGAGGACUGGAUGAUAAAGAUGCUGAGAUGAAAAAAGCAAGGAGGAUGAAAAUACCAAUUGUUAGGGAGGAUUAUCUGGUUGAUUGCUUUAAAAGAAAGAAGAAGCUUCCAUUUGAUCUUUACAAAGUUGAAGCUGUUGGUGAAGCCUCUAGCAUGGUCACUGUCAAAGUGAAAGGGCGAAGUGCCGUUCAUGAAUCUUCUGGAUUGCAAGAUACAGGUCACAUACUUGAGGAUGGAAAAAGCAUAUAUAAUACAACUUUAAGCAUGUCUGAUUUGUCAACCGGUGUUAAUAGUUAUUACAUCCUCCAAAUUAUACAAGAUGAUAAAAGUUCAGACUGCCAUGUGUUCCGUAAAUGGGGACGAGUAGGCAAUGACAAAAUUGGAGGAACCAAACUAGAAGAGAUGUCAAAAUAUGAUGCCAUAUCUGAUUUUAAACGUUUGUUUCUUGAGAAGACUGGCAAUUCAUGGGAAGCAUGGGAGAAAAAGCAAGAUUUUCGGAAGCAACCUGGAAAAUUCUUUCCAUUGGAUAUUGAUUAUGGUGUUAACAAAGAGGUUUCAAAGAAAAAUCAGAACAAUGAACCCAGCAAAUUGCCUCCUCAGUUAGCAGAGUUGAUGAAGAUGCUCUUCAACGUUGAAACAUACAGAGCUGCCAUGAUGGAAUUUGAGAUAAAUAUGUCAGAGAUGCCACUUGGAAAACUGAGUAAAAGCAAUAUCCAAAAGGGGUUUGAGGCAUUAACGGAAAUACAGAAUCUAUUAAAGAGUGAUGGUGCCUCUUCCAUAAAAGAUAGCUUGAUUGUAGAUGCAAGCAAUCGAUUUUUCACAGUGAUACCUUCCAUACAUCCGCAUAUUAUUAGGGAUGAGGAUGACUUUAAGUCAAAGUUGAAAAUGCUAGAAGCUCUCCAGGACAUUGAAAUUGCUUCCAGAUUAGUCGGUUUUGAUGCUGAUAGUGAUGACUCUUUGGAUGAGAAGUAUAAGAAGCUCCAGUGUUGUAUGAAUCCACUUCCUCACGAUAGUGAAGAUUAUCGGUUGAUUGAAAAGUAUCUUCUUACUACUCAUGCCCCUACACAUACGGAUUGGAGUCUUGAACUUGAAGAAGUUUUUUCACUUGAACGGGAAGGGGAAUUCGAUAAAUACGCUCCUUACCGGAAAAAUCUUAAAAACAGAAUGCUGCUUUGGCAUGGUUCUCGGUUUACAAACUUUGUGGGAAUACUUAGCCAAGGACUAAGAAUAGCUCCUCCUGAAGCUCCAGCUACUGGUUAUAUGUUUGGCAAGGGGAUUUACUUUGCUGACCUUGUCAGUAAGAGUGCUCAGUAUUGCUAUACAGAUAAGAAAAAUCCUGUGGGCCUCAUGCUUUUAAGUGAAGUUGCCCUGGGAGAGAUCCAUGAGCUCAAGAAGGCCACAUAUAUGGAUAAACCUCCUAAGGGAAAGCACUCUACGAAGGGACUUGGCAAGAAAAAACCUGAGGAGUCGGACUAUGUUAAAUGGAGAGAUGAUGUCACUGUGCCCUGUGGCAAACCAGUGGAUUCACAUGUCAGGGCCUCUGAGCUGAUGUAUAAUGAGUAUAUUGUUUAUGAUACAGCUCAAGUUAAGAUGCAAUUUCUAUUGAAGGUGAAGUUUCAUCACAAGAGAUGAUGGAGGCAUAAGGAUAUCAGUAUUUUGGUCUGGUGUACAGUGCAGGUGGGGUGGCCAGAAACCCACAUGACUCUCUUCCGGUUUGUAAAACUUUCAAUAAGAUCUAUUUUGGGGAUUGCUGGAGAUCUUAUAACUUUUCCUUCUGGCACUGUAAAGAGUAGUGGGAAUCAAAAUCAUCUUUUGGUAUUUUGUGGGCUGUAUAACGAAUAUUAUUGUCAAUGAAGAUGAUCGAGGAAGUAACGAAUUUGUUUAACUUGAACUGAUUUUGUUAAGCAAAAGUUGUCUCCUGAUUU
Molecule: messenger RNA, 3295 nt
Organism: Rosa rugosa (rugosa rose)
Lineage: Eukaryota; Viridiplantae; Streptophyta; Magnoliopsida; Rosales; Rosaceae
Product: poly [ADP-ribose] polymerase 1
Exons: 20
Coding region: 66-3002 (978 amino acids)
Cellular component (GO): nucleus
Molecular function (GO): NAD+ poly-ADP-ribosyltransferase activity; DNA binding; NAD binding
Source: RefSeq, a predicted model, not a curated record